This is a messenger RNA of Nilaparvata lugens (brown planthopper), 1032 nucleotides long. RefSeq names its product EEF1A lysine methyltransferase 1-like. Gene Ontology annotation, molecular function: nucleic acid binding; protein-lysine N-methyltransferase activity. The record is from RefSeq and is a predicted model, not a curated record. The transcript is spliced from 5 exons. Lineage: Eukaryota; Metazoa; Arthropoda; Insecta; Hemiptera; Delphacidae. Gene Ontology annotation, biological process: methylation. Bases 226 to 927 code for a protein of 233 amino acids.
AAUCCCAGAACGAACCCAUUGACAACCCAACGUGCUUGCUUUUUCGAUACCAUAAUAAAUAUGUAAUAUGUUAAACGUUUCAAGUUAUUCAUCUAAAAUACUGGAUUGGAUUCUAAAUGGGCAUUAUUUUGUAUAAUAAUUAUUGCUUAAAAAAUAGAUUCUAAUUUUUACAAACUACAACAUAAAAACGACUGACAACAUUCAACUAACUUUUUGGAGGUUAGAAUGAUGGCUCCAUCAAAUGGUGAAGACGAUCAACUAUCAGGUGACGAUGAGCCACAGUUAUCGACUGAAACACUUCUUGCGCUGCAAGAAUUCUAUGCAGAACAACAAGAACGAGAAAAACGCUUACAGAACCAAAUCGAAGAAAAUGGCUCUAAUGCUGCGAAUAUCUCCAACUUUGAUGAGAAUUGGCAACUGAGUCAGUUUUGGUACGAUGAAGAAACAGCCAAUACGCUGGCCAAUGAAGCGUGCAGGGCUGCUGGCAGCAAUGCAUCAAUUGCGCUCGUCUCAUGUCCCACUUUGUACUCUUUGGUCAAGAACAGCAAAAGUAGAAAUCAGACAACUUCAGUCAGCUUACUGGAAUACGAUCGACGAUUUGCUGCUUAUGGGACAGAUUACAUAUUCUAUGACUACCAGUCUCCAUUAGAUUUGCCCAAACAAUUGGAGCACCAAUUUGAUGUAGUGAUUGCUGAUCCUCCCUUCCUAUCUGAAGAGUGUCUACAGAAGACGGCUCAAACAGUGCGAUUCUUAUCAAAGGACAAAAUUGUGCUCUGUACAGGAGCUAUCAUGGAAGAGUUGGCUUGCUCACUACUCAAUCUACGCAGAUGCUCAUUCACACCGAAACACAAAAACAAUCUUGCUAAUGAAUUUGCUUGUUUCUCCAAUUAUGAUUUUGACAAUUUUGUAAAUAAAAAUGAAAUAUAAUAUUCUUUCCUCAUUUUGUCAGUGAAUUUGUUAAAUAUUUACAAAUAUAUACUGAAUACUAAAAAAAUAUAUGUAAUGUUUAUAAAUAAAUGUACAUUAAUUCUA